Oryza brachyantha (malo sina) is the source of this 1370-nucleotide messenger RNA. RefSeq names its product protein YIPF5 homolog. The transcript is spliced from 2 exons. Gene Ontology annotation, cellular component: membrane; trans-Golgi network. Gene Ontology annotation, biological process: vesicle fusion with Golgi apparatus; endoplasmic reticulum to Golgi vesicle-mediated transport. The coding region runs from base 177 to 947 and encodes 256 amino acids. The record is from RefSeq and is a predicted model, not a curated record. NCBI's taxonomy places the organism in Eukaryota, Viridiplantae, Streptophyta, Magnoliopsida, Poales, Poaceae.
GGAACGAAAGCACAGCACAGAGCACGCCGUCUUCAAUUUUUCCCAUUUUGCAGUUGGGCGCCCCGAUUCCUCCCCCUUCUCCUCGCCAAGCCCAAAACCCAACUUCCCCGAUCUCCCCACCCAGAUCUCGAAACCCUCACCGCGCGCCGCCGCUCCCCUCCACCGUCGCGGCGGCCAUGGCGAAGGAGUUCCCCGUGCCGCCGGUGGUCUUCACUCCCUCCACCCCGACCCACCGCCGCCAUCCUCCCCCCGGGACGGGUGCGUCCCCGCCGCCCGCCUUCGCGCCCCCACGCCCCUCCACCUCCUCCGGCGCGAACCCUCUCCCCUUCAUGUCCUUCGACGUCAACAGCGCCGCCACCUCCUCCUCGCCGCCCCUCUUCGCCGGGCCGAUCGGUGUCGGCGCAUCCGGCGCCUCCUUCGAGGACGAGCCGCCGCUCCUCGAGGAGCUCGGCAUCAACACGCGCCAGAUCUGGAGGAAGACGCUCUCCAUCCUCCACCCGCUCCGCUCCGCCGACCCCUCCCUCCACGCGGACGCCGACCUGUCCGGCCCUUUCCUCUUCCUCCUUUCCUUCGGCCUCUUCCAGCUGCUUGCGGGGAAGUUCCACUUCGGGAUCGUCCUCGGAUGGGUCACCGUCGCCUCCCUCUUCCUCUACUUCGUCUUCUCCAUGCUCUCGGGCGGACGCCGCGGCGAUCUCGAUCUCUACCGAUGCGUUAGUCUUGUCGGAUACUGCAUGCUCCCCAUGGUCAUCUUCUCCGCGGUCUCCCUCUUCCUGCCUCGGGGUGGCGGGCUCAUAUUUGGGGUUGGCAUGGGGUUCGUAAUGUGGUCCACCAGGGUGUGCACCAGGUUGCUCGCUGAGCUUGCAUCAAGCGGAGAUGAGCAUAGGGGGCUCAUUGCUUAUGCGUGCUGGCUUGUCUACAUGCUCUUCUCGCUUCUUGUCGUCUUCUGAUGCCGAUUUUAUGAUCAUGUUCAGGAUUCUUUUGCGGCAUGAAGUGGAAAGCUGCCAUCUGUCAGUCGCUGGAGUGGUUUUGGUGUGUUUUGCAGGACAACUGAUUAUCACGCCAGUUGGAAAAUUUUAUGUAAUGAUCUGUUCCUCUUUCACCCCGUAGUUCCUGUGGUAUGGUAGUUUUAGAGGGCUCGUACAGAUCUUGGUAAAGAAAAGCAAGGCAAAAUCAAGACACUGAAAAUAUGAAUUAAUUAGUUUUGCUGAAUAUUGAGGAGAUCUAGCGACUUUCAAAACUAAUUCGUGGUCUUUACGAACUUGUUCAUUGUAUUUACUUACCACGAUUAGUUGUUUUAGGGCCAUUUUGGCCUACUUUGAUUUUGUUUUUACAUCUUCUCUGCAUUUCAAUUUUAUAAGUGAGGAUUGUUU